AUGAAUGAUGCACUUCAAAGCUUCAUGCAAGAGCAAAGAGAGUUUCAUAAGAAGCAAGAAAUGUACAUAAAAACCAUUGCCGAAGCUCUAUCCCGUUUGACUCUUUCUCCUUCAAACACUCAAAAUGCCCAUCAAGCUUCCACCUCUAGCGGCCUACCUUCACAACUCCAACCAAACCCAAAGGAAAGCAUUAAUGCUAUCACCCUUAGGAGUGGUACCAAGUUAGAUGAAAUUGGUCUUGAGCCUACGCAUUUGAGCAAGGAGCCCCACAAUGAAGAAAUGGGAGAAGAAGUGGAGGUGGUGGGAGAUGAGGAGGAAAAUGUUGCAAGAGGCGAGGAGAAACUAGUAAAGGUUAAGGAGCCCAAAAGGAAGAACCUUCUUGAAGAGCCUACACCAAUUCCUUUCCCAACGUUGGCUAAAAAGGCUAAGAAGCAUGAAGACAUUGACCCCAAUAUGGUGGAGAUUUUCAAGAAUAUGGAAGUUACGGUUCCUCUUUUUCAAGCCAUCCAACAAGUUCCAAAGUACACCAUAUUCCUCAAGGAUGUUUGCACCCAUAAGGACAAUAUUGGUGAGCUAAACAAAAGUCUAGUAAAUAACUCUAUUUCUUCUCUCAUUCCAGAAAAGUGCAAUGAUCCCGGUCCUUGUUUGGUAACUUGUGUGAUUGUUGCAAUGGAGUUCAUGGAUUGCAUGUGUGAUUUGGGCGCUUGUGUAAGCAUUAUGCCCCUCCCUAUCUAUGAGAAGUUGAACUUGUCACCAUUGAAGAGGUCCGGAGCAAGAUUUUUGUUGGCGGACAAAAGUAUUGUGUCAAUUGUAGGAAUUGCUGAGAAUGUAUUGGUCAAUAUCCAAGGGUUGCUAUUUCUGGUAGAUUUUCAUAUCUUGGAAACCCCUCCAAUUGAUUCGGACAAGCCAUCCUCUAUUCUCCUUGGGAGACCAUUUUUGAAAAUAUCUCGAUUCAAGUUGGAUGCAUUUUUGAGAGCUUUCUCGUUUGAGGCCAAUGGGAAAGUGGUGAAAUUCACUUUGGAUGGAUCCAAGAAGCCCACUCUUGAAGUUUAUUCUAUCUUUGGUUGUGACCUAAUUGAAGAUCAAGUGGUUGAGCCAAGUAAGGAGCAUGAAGAAGAAAAUGUUGUCAAGGAGCUUAGGUCAUUGGACCACACACAACCCAAGCAUGCCAAGUUGUUGGAGAUUUUCCUCCUUAGAGAGGUUCCAAAUGAUCAAUGA
Arachis ipaensis is the source of this 1218-nucleotide messenger RNA. The record is from RefSeq and is a predicted model, not a curated record. Lineage: Eukaryota; Viridiplantae; Streptophyta; Magnoliopsida; Fabales; Fabaceae.